AAAAAUCUGGUCCCCGUCGCAACGGCGCCAAAACUUGAUACACUAAAAAUGAAUCCUUGCUACUGCCAAGUUAACAGUUGCAAUUGUAGUACUUGAGAUUCAAAUCCAGAGGACCAGUCUACACUCUAGUUCUAUAAGUUUCAGAAUCAAGCUAAGAAGAAGAUAUGAUUUGGUUGAAAUAGGCGAUAGUAAACAAGCAAAAUAAACACGAGAUUGAUUCAAUUAAACAAGAGCUAGCCUAGGGUAUUUCAUUGGGUGUUGAAUUGGAGCCAAACAAUUAUUCAAGCGCGAUGAAGUGCUUUCUAGAACUCGGAUCACUAAGCUGGAACACUCCACUGUCGUGGCAGUGAUCGCUUUGCAGAUCGAUCUCACCACCUAACUGUCGUUGGGAUGAGGAUCGAUUGCAAGCUUUAGAGAACAGGUCCGAUCAGUUCACUUACCACCCUAAUAUCUACUUUCGCUGAUUAGGGAUACUAAGCUCAUUCAAUACAUGUCAAGUUAUCAUCCUAAGCGGUUAACUAGGUGAUGAACUAGUGAUCUAACAUCAAGUGAUCAGUUUAAUGAAAGCAGUAAGAACAGUAUGAAUGAAGAACAGUUAUGGAUCGCUUAUCUAUGUUUAGCUCAUGUCUCAACACCCUAAAAACCCUAGGCGAGCAAGGUCACUACUCGAUCAUGAUGCACAUAGACAAAGACAUAAAUCCUGAAUAAAAUUGCAUAAGAACAGAGUAUGAAACAAUAGGGUUCAGAUGAUCUUCUCUAUGAGAGGAUUGGUUCUUCUCCCUUACAAGUUGCAGAUCGCAAAUACUCAGUGUUCUCUUGUAAAAACUAGCGUAAAAAAAAUAGAAAAUAGAUAGGUGGCGUUUUAUAUGGAGGCGCCAAUCAGAAGGAAAGAGAUUAGGGCAACAGGGCUUCAAUUCCCGAAAUAGGAGUUUCCAUAUUUGUCUGGAACAAUCACCGGAUCACUCCGUCUGCUUGUUCCGCUUGAGAGAGAUCAGUCUCGGGACUGUUCUCUUGAGUGUUCUCCGCAGGAAUGCUCCAAAAGGACUUCUUUUCAUCAGGCACCUUCUCUUCUUUCUUCUGCUAACUCCAGACCUGUAAAAGGUCAAAAAGGACUAGACUGACACGAAUUAGUGACUUGAAACAAAUGAAAACGUAUGUACAAUGAUGUGAAAAACACCAUAUAUCACCGAGCCCUAAUCCAGAAAACCGCCAGUGAGGACAAUUUCCUCGUACGUCAGAUGCUCUCUGGUAUCAAGGCGGAAACGUUAAUCAACAAGAAGUUGCCUAAGGUUAUGUGUCAUAGAAAGAUAGUGAGAAGAAGCAAGAAGAUCUUGAUGAGAAGGAAAUCCAAAUCAGUGAGCGAAGAGAUCGCAGCAAAAGCUAGGAAGCUUGUCAAGAGAAAGACUCAAGGCUUAAGAAACGUUGUCCCCGGUGGAGAGUUUAUGAACAAUGACGUCUUGCUGAUACAAGAAACCUUAGAUUAUAUUGUCUCGCUUCAGACACAAGUGAAUGUUAUGAGGAGUAUUGUUGAUGCUGCUGAGGCCGGAAUUGAACGGUAAAUGUUUUUUUUUGUGGAGAUAAUUUGUGAAAGCACGAUACUGAUCGGAUGGGAUCAUUGUUGGUCGAUAGGACCGCAUGUUAUUUGGAGAUAUUGAAAUUCACGAUCGACCAUGGAUAGAAUUUUAUAGUAAGUCGUAUUGUACAAAACAGAAUUUACACACGCUUAUAUGAAUUUUUCUAUUUACUGGAUGGUGAAUAUAAUUGAAACAUUUUGUUAGCAUGCU
This is a messenger RNA of Raphanus sativus (radish), 1784 nucleotides long. RefSeq names its product transcription factor IBH1-like 1. The record is from RefSeq and is a predicted model, not a curated record. Gene Ontology annotation, biological process: regulation of DNA-templated transcription. Lineage: Eukaryota; Viridiplantae; Streptophyta; Magnoliopsida; Brassicales; Brassicaceae. The transcript has a single exon. The coding region runs from base 1155 to 1559 and encodes 134 amino acids.